This is a messenger RNA of Aspergillus chevalieri, 687 nucleotides long. RefSeq names its product putative GPI anchored protein. NCBI's taxonomy places the organism in Eukaryota, Fungi, Ascomycota, Eurotiomycetes, Eurotiales, Aspergillaceae. The record is from RefSeq and is a predicted model, not a curated record. The transcript is spliced from 2 exons. The coding region runs from base 1 to 687 and encodes 228 amino acids.
AUGAAGCUCUCCAUUCUCUCCCUCGCAGCCCUCACGCCCCUUGUGGCCGCUCACUUCAAGCUGGACUACCCAACUGCCCGCGGUGAAAAUGAAGACACAAUGACCACCUUCCCCUGCGGUGGUCUGGCUCGGUCGUCUGAGCGCACCAAGGUCUCUAUUUCUGAUGGUUCCUUCCCUGUGGCCGUGACAAUGGGUCACACGCAGACUGCUUUCGAAGUACUGUUGUCUCUGGGCAAUGACCCCAGUACCAACUUCAAUGUUUCGCUGGUGCCGACUUUUGGAGCACGGGGAUUGGGAUCGCUUUGUAUUCCGCACGUUGCCUUUGACGAGGACAUAUUGGGGGUCAAUAUCACAGACGGCAUGAAUGCCACUGUGCAGGUUCAGAGUAAUGGCGAUCCUACUGGAGGUCUUUACGCGUGCGCGGAUAUUCAAUUCUCCUCUAGCACCGAAUAUUCAAACCCCUCGUCCUGCAAGAACAACACCAACGUCGCUGCCGCGCCAUUCACCGGCGAAGCUGCGCAGCGCAAUGCCAACGAGUCUACUGCCAAUGGCGGCGCACAGAGCGGUGGAUCUUCGACCUCGGACUCGGAUUCGGCUUCCACAUCGACUGGCGGUGCUGUCGCUUUGCAAACCGCUGCUUGGCGUAUGCUUGGUGCGGCGGUUGUUGGUGGUAUGGCGGUGCUGUGA